Molecule: messenger RNA, 3843 nt
Organism: Microplitis mediator
Lineage: Eukaryota; Metazoa; Arthropoda; Insecta; Hymenoptera; Braconidae
Product: WD repeat-containing protein 44
Exons: 6
Coding region: 209-3358 (1049 amino acids)
Molecular function (GO): protein binding
Source: RefSeq, a predicted model, not a curated record
UUCUUCAAGGUUAUAAAAUUACUCGGACAUCAUUGAGUGCUUGGUUGAUUGAAAUUAUUUUUUUUUUAUAACCAUUUUUGACAAUAGUUUUUUUAAUUUAAAAUUUUUCGUUGAUAAUAAUAAAUAGGUGGAUUAUUUAUUGUGUUAUAAAUAAGUGACAAGUUUAUAAUUUUAUUGGGGAUGGUGAUUUUUUGAGGGUGAGUUUAGAAUGUCGGGGAGCAGUGAUUCUGAAGAAUUUUUUGAUGCUGAAGAUGACAGUUUUAAUCGUAGCUCAAGGAAAAGCAAUGGCCGUGAUUCACUACCAGCCAGUAAUCUCGAAAAAACUUCGCCCACCUUGACAUCCGAUGACAAUAUUUUCGUAAAACCACUGGACCCAAAACCCAUAAUACAACUAACUCAACCUCAACCGCUAUCUCUACCAGCAAAUUCUAGUGACGAAUCAAAAUCUAUAAAUAGCAAAACAGAUGACGAAGAAAAAACAUCUGAUAAAUUAACGGGACGAAGACGUUUUCGUGAACUACGUCAACGUAUGCAAACAGAAGAUGAUGACAUACCAAUAAAUAAUUCACCUCCCGAUAGUCAGACAUCUUCAAUAGAAGGCGUUUAUCCAGCACCAGCGAAAACUACUCAUCCAUUUCGCAUUAUCGAACAUGAUACCGUGAGUCUUCAAAGCAUGACAUCACUUGGUAGAGUCGGUAGAAUAUUAGCCGGAGGUCCUGAUUCUGUUUCUGGUGUUCUACAUCAUGGUGUUUCCUGUCCCAUACCACUAACACGUGAUAUUCCGAUGUCAUCAAUUCCCAGUAAAGAUGAAGAUACUGGUUCUGAAAAAGUAUCACAAUCGUCAAGUGUAUUGACACUAUCGGGUGACAUUGUCCAAGACUGCGCAUCGACUGUCAACGGACGAAAAGAAUUCAUUAAUACUCAUUGCGAAGCUAAUGUCGGAUUGCAAGAACCAGAUGUCAUUGCUAGCACUAAAACUAGUGGGAAAUCGAUUGAUCAUCAAGAUACGCAAGGACCCGCAGUUGCUCCUGUCGCACCACCGAGACGAAAGAAAAAAUCUAAACCUCAAACACCAACCGAUCUUGCUCCUUCUACAGCAGAGGGAUCGGUACCUGCAUCAUCACUGCCAAGUCCAGCUAGUACAAUUGAGUCAAUAACUCGUGAAUUUGAACACUCAUUGGACAUAAGAUCUGCUACUAAAGGACAAUACGUCGUAAAGCCACAGGCAAGUUUCUCAAGUAAUAUCGUGUUUUACCUCAGAAAUGAUAAAAUUCCAGGUCGCCUCGAGUCGUUCGAGACCCUGAGAGGAUUUUAUAGUCACCGAUAUCGGGACGAGGAUAAAUCAAAAGCUGAAGGACCUUCGGCAGAAGAAAUUGAGCGUUUGGAAAAAAUGAAAGCUGAGUUGAUAAGCUUACAAUCUAGUGAUAAAUCUAGUAGUCCGAUGGGUUCUCUAUCGAGCAAUAGCGUUGGUCGAUACUCACUUGGGCAGCACCGAUUGCCAGGUAGUCUUCAAGGUACACGGGAACGACGUAAAUCAGCCGGUGAUCAGGAUAUGGUCAAACAGCUCAAUAUGUUCGUAAGAACGAGAACUGAUUCUGGCAAACGUCUUACAGAUAUGGAGAUCUUAGAACAAGUCACAGUAUUGAACUUGGACACAGGAGAACGCGUGCCUUUAAGUAUAGCUGAAGAUAAAUUACCUCAAUGUAUGAAUCCCUUAUCGUUGCACAUCAUGCGUUUAACUUCUGAGUAUGUUAGUAAUUCAAGCCUUGACAAAGAAAAAGAAAGCGAUGAAGAAAGUGUUGAUUCAAAGAUGUCAUCGAUACCGCCUGACGAAGACGUGUCAGUUGGACGGGUUCGUAAAAAAACCCAAAAGAUUAAACGCUUUUUGGGAUCUACUGUAAGAAAGACUAUGGACAAAGCUAAAUCUAUAGCCCAAGAAGUGUCUCAUGCCCGACACAAAGAAGACGUUAUGGAUAUCGUUGAUGACGUCUAUCCCGGCGAGCCACAGUGUAUUAAACUCAAAGCUUCUAACAGCCACAAAGGACCGUAUGAAUUUUCAAAUCUUCAGCAUGUCCAGGACUUGAGCGGAGAGCAUGUAGGUCCUGUUUGGUGCAUGAAAUUCUCAGCUUGCGGGCGAUUACUUGCUACUGCUGGCCAAGAUCGUGUUCUUAGGAUAUGGGUACUCAGAGACGCUUUUAGAUAUUUCCAAGAUAUGCGCACUAAAUACAAUGCAGAGAAGGUAAGUCCAACACCGUCCCAAGAGUCAUUGGUCUCUCAACAGUCGAUGGAAGAUCCGAAUAUAAUAGCCAGUGCACUAAGUGAAGUAGAGGGCACAAAAAGUCCAUUUAUGCCGAAACCCUUCUGCACAUACACCGGACAUACAUCCGACCUACUGGAUGUAUCAUGGUCAAAAAAUUAUUUUGUUUUAUCAUCCUCAAUGGAUAAAACAGUUCGUCUAUGGCACAUAUCUCGCAAAGAAUGUCUAUGCUGUUUUCAACACAUUGAUUUCGUAACUGCAAUAGUGUUCCAUCCUCGUGAUGAUCGUUAUUUCUUAUCUGGUUCGUUAGACGGUAAAUUACGACUAUGGAAUAUUCCGGAUAAAAAAGUCGCCGUGUGGAAUGAAGUUAACGGUAACACAAAAUUAAUAACAGCUGCUAAUUUUUGUCAAAAUGGUAAAUUUGCUGUUGUCGGAUCUUAUGAUGGCCGUUGUAUAUUUUACAAUACUGAUCAAUUGAAGUAUCAUACACAAAUAGAUGUACGGUCUACACGUGGUAAAAACGCACGUGGUCGUAAAAUAAGCGGGAUUGAACCAAUGCCUGGUGAAGAUAAAAUUUUAGUAACAUCAAAUGAUAGUCGUAUUCGUCUUUAUGAUUUACGUGAUCUCAAUUUAUCGUGUAAAUACAAGGGUUAUGUUAAUGUAAGUAGUCAAAUAAAAGCUAGUUUUAGUCCAGACGGGCAGUAUAUUGUCGCAGGUUCGGAAAAUCAGUGUAUCUACAUAUGGAAAACCCACCACGAUUAUUCGAAAUUUUCAAGUGUCAGACGUGAUCGUAACGAUUUUUGGGAAGGUAUUAAAGCGCAUAAUGCUGUUGUCACGUGUGCUGUAUUUGCACCUAAUCCGGACAGUAUAAUAAGACAAAUUGAAGCCAGAGAAAAGUGCGAUAGUCAUGAUAGUAAUAAUGAUAACAACAAUGCUGGGUCAAAUAAUAAAAAACCGGUUGUUGAUCCAGUUGUUGAACAAAGGACCAAAGGUUGUGGUGGACAUGUACUUGUUAGUGCUGAUUUUAACGGAUGUAUUAAAGUUUUUUUGAAUAAAACUAAACCAAAGCAUAGUUCACUUCCCGCUUCUGCGCUUGCAUAAAUUAUAGAUACUUUUUUUUAAUAGUGCGUUUAUAUGUUUUUAACGGAUAAAAAUACUUUCUUUUUGUAACAAACGGUUAUUUUUCUAUUUUACCGGCAGAGCAGAAUUUCGCGGUCGGUAAAAACUCGGUCGGUAACUUUUUUAAGUUGCAAUAUUUAUGUAGGUUAUAUAUUUUUGAUUGAUAAAUAUUUUUUAUUUAAUAUAUAACACAAAAUUUUGUAAUUUAUGUCAGUAAUUAUAAAUUUGCAUUAAAUCAUGUAGAAAAUUUACUAGAGAAAAAAAUCUAAUACUAAAAAUUGUGAAUAUUUUUAAAUAUUGAAAAAAUUUAAUGUGAAAAAAAUAAAAAGCACUUUAUUAGAUAAUAAAUAGAUGCAUUAAAAAUUGUAAAAAUUAUUAGAUAAUUAUAAAAAUGGAAACACCAUAUUACAAAAAAAAUUAAUGUGAAUCAAUUCAAUCGACAAUAAGGAUGUUAAAUAAAUUGAACA